AUGGCUAUACUUGCAUUUUAUGAAAGUUUCACACCCACACCUACAAGUGUAAAGAUUGAAGGAGGGAAUGGGAAUGUGGCAACACAACAAAAUGCUUUGGAACAACUGGAACCUGACGAUUUUAAGGAUGUGACACCAACUAUUAGGAAAACUCAGAAGAUCAUUAUUAAGAAGAGAGAACCAUUAAAUUUUGGCAUCCCAAAUGGUAGCACAGGUUUCUCUAGUAGAUUAGAAGCUACACAAGAUCAGCCUUUCAUUCAUCAAUCUUCUGAAUUGGGUGACUUAGAUACCUGGCAAGAAAACACCAAUGCAUGGGAAGAAGAAGAAGAUGCAGCCUAGCAAGCAGAAGAAGUUCUGCGGCAGCAGAAAAUAGCAGACAGAGAAAAGAGAGCAGCAGAACAACAAAGGAAGAAAAUGGAAAAGGAAGCACAGCGGUUAAUGAAGAAGGAACAAAACAAAAUUCGUGUAAAAUAG
Messenger RNA from Propithecus coquereli (Coquerel's sifaka), 474 nucleotides. RefSeq names its product receptor-binding cancer antigen expressed on SiSo cells-like. The record is from RefSeq and is a predicted model, not a curated record. The transcript is spliced from 2 exons. Lineage: Eukaryota; Metazoa; Chordata; Mammalia; Primates; Indriidae. Gene Ontology annotation, cellular component: secretory granule.